GCGCAUCUCUUAUACUCCUUGGCGAAAAGCGUUAGCCCCCCUCGUGCGCAGAUGUUGUCCAGAUUGAGAUGCGGUGCGACGUUCUGCAUGCUGUGGACAACAGACAUGGACCCACAGAAGACAACAACCAUCCAUGGCACCCUAGAAAAGCCGCACGUCGACAUCUGGUGCUCGAUGGCUUCCAUAUCCUUCCUAUUGUAAUCCAUCAUGUCCGCAGCGACCUCUCGCGACAACGCAUCUCCCGAUCCACCUAAAAUAAAACGAAAUACUGUUGGCAGCCAUGAGCUACGGGCAUGGUGUGUUGCCCCUUUCCCCGACAACGAGCAUGUGGUGAGCGCCUCCGAUGACGACACUGUCGUCGUUUGGAACUUCAGAACACAGCAAAAAGAACGCUGUUGGACUCACAAGGGUGCCACCACUGUCGCCGUCUCUCGUGAUGGCAAAAAGGUUGUCAGCGGGGGUCGUGAUUGUGCUCUUCAGCUCUGGAGUGCAGAGUCCGGCGAGCAUCUCGCUGGACCUUGGAAGCUGCACAAAGAGAGAGUCUGGUCUGUAUCAUGGUCUCCGGAUGGGAACCACAUUGCGUCCUGUUCAGCAGACAGCACUCUCAUAAUCUGCAAUGCUGGCUCAGGAGAACUUAUCCUCGGGCCUCUCCCGACCGAACAGGAUGCUGUUCAUGCCGUCGCUUACUCGCCAGAUGGGAAGAACGUCGCUACUGGCGGGCAAGACUUUACGAUCAAAAUCUGGGAUGCUCGCACUGGACGUCUACAAGCAACACUGCGCGGCCAUACGAUGGCAGUCUCUUCGGUUGCUUGGACCAAGGAUGGGAGUCAAGUCAUCUCCGGAUCUGUCGAUCACACUGUUCGAAUAUGGGGCAUUGCCGAAGGAAAGGAAGUAUGCCCUGAGAUACAAGCACAUUCUCAUGCGAUCAACUAUAUUGCCGUAUCGGCACACGUGUUUGUAACUGCAUCUAUCAACCACGCAUAUUUAUGGUCUCUCAAGACUCGUCGGCGCCUUUCUGGCCCAUUCGAGCUCUCAAGAUGUGAUGAAGCCAAUUGUGUUGCGCUCUCUGACGAUGAAAACACUAUCGCUGCUUGUACUGAAAGGGGUAAAGUGUACACCUGGAACAUCGGAAAAAUCACCUCGGCGAUUCAAAAGGAGGGUGCAGAGGAUAGCGAGUUCAGCGAUAUUGGUGAUGUCGACGUCACUGGAUCACCUUAUUACGACUCGGAUCUGCCUGAUGGUUUUUUUAGUAACACGCGCUCAAAUGCGUUCCAAGGGACUUCCUCGCGGGCCCAGAAUGGGAUCAGGGGGCCAGUCAAGAGAGGUGUCACUUGGCAACGAUUGGUUGCCCCAUUGCGUAUACCACGACCAGCAGUGGUAGACGUGUCAUUCGCGAGACUGACCGCCGUUAGAACCAAACGAACUUCCGCUGGGCGGCGCUCAGAGGUUUGUAUCUCCUACUUUCCUCGGUGUCUCCUUCCCUCACUGUUUUCGUGCGAAGUUGCGGGCGAACACUACAGAAUCUGAGCCUGGCCUAGAGCCAUCGUUGGCAACCGCGCCUCGUGAACGUUUAUCUUGGGUCAGACUGUGGGCUGCUGUUCGAAGACUGUUGAUGUUCCACCACCAUCAUCGAUGAUACCCUUCACCGCACCUGUUCUUUCAUCAUAGCAAGGCGACUCCAUCUGCUAGUUGUCGCAAUUCUGAUAAGCACUCAAUAUGCGCAUCGAUAAUUGUUCCCAAAAGGUUCCCCGAGUUACUUAUUUCGUGACAGACUCUGACUCUGUGCUGUAAUCAUGUACUACUUUCUUCUCUACCACUUGGCCGUCUCGAAUUUCGUUCAAACUUGAGAU
Messenger RNA from Suillus clintonianus, 1850 nucleotides. RefSeq names its product WD40-repeat-containing domain protein. The transcript has 6 exons. Gene Ontology annotation, molecular function: protein binding. The record is from RefSeq and is a predicted model, not a curated record. Bases 208 to 1527 code for a protein of 439 amino acids. NCBI's taxonomy places the organism in Eukaryota, Fungi, Basidiomycota, Agaricomycetes, Boletales, Suillaceae.